GCUCAGUUGCUUCGCGUCCGUCUAGCGAGUUGGUGCGUCUGCGUUGCGUUGCGUUGUGUUUUUGGUUUUACUACCAGCUACUUUACAGCUCUCACUCUAUCUUUCACUCCGCUCUCUUCGUUCUGAUUACUCUGCGUGCGUGUGCGUGAGAACGUGUGUGCGCCCAUAUUGCUAGUGUGCCUGUGUCUGUGUGUUGUGUGGCUAGCCCAAAACAAAUACGUUAAAAAGUAGUAGUAGUCCAAUAAAAAGAAAAAAUAAAAUAAACAACAAAAGGAUAAUCAUUCAGCAAGAGUCCUUGGUGUAUGGGGGUGGCAGCCUGACAACAGACAACCCUAGAAGCACCACCCCCUUGUAAACGUGUUUUUAUGCGUGAUUAUUAACUGCGCCAUUGCUUCACACACACACAUACACACACAUAAGCACACAGACAUUGAACAAAAAGGCAACGGUAAACAAUAGUGAACAUAACCAAAAGUUAAUAACAUUGAAUGAAGUGCAUAACGCGCAGGAUAAUUGCAUGUGGCUUAUAUAAAUAGGCGCCAGUGUGGGCGUGGCAGCAGCAGCAACAACAGCAACAAUAACAGCAACAACAUUUGUAAUGUGCCAGUUGUUGUUAGCAUUUCACAUCACUCAAUCAUCCAACACAUUUUCAUCAUCUUUAACAACAUGCGAAACGCUGCCAAAGCGACGCCAUUAGCAGAGCAGCAGCAGCAGAAGGAGCGGCAGGAGCAGCAACAGGAUCACAUAAUAACCAUCAGCACUGCCAGCCUUACAGAACAACAGGAGCCGCCCGUCAAGCACUACGCACAACAAGCAACAGCAACUACAGCAACACCUGCAACAGCACCAGCAGCAGCAGCAACAGCAACCACUGCAAGUGGAGCAAGUGCAGCCGCUGGAACAGCUGCAGCAUCAGGAGUUGCUGCGAAUCCUGCACCAACUAACAACUCCGUCCUCUGUCAACUGAUUAGCUACCAGAAUAACAUAGCUGAUGUCCAACAUAGACGUGGCCGACGCUUACAUGGACUCCAGCUGCCGUUGCAUCCACUGCAGCUAUUCGGUUGGCUCGUGUUACUCCUGUUCGGUUUGGCCAGCUAUUGGAUACUGAUACCCGCCUUUCAUGCGCCCAUCCAAGGGCCACUCUAUGGCCUGAUCUCCGGCCUGUAUGUGGUGCAUAUUGUGGCCCAUUUGACUGCAUUGUUGACCGAUCCCGCUGACAAGGAGCUGCGACGCGUGCAUCGCAACGAUCGCAUUGUGCCCGAGUUUGAUCGCAGUAAACACGGCCAUGUCAUCGAGAACGGACGCUGUCAUCUGUGCAACAUAAAGACAUCGUCGCCCAGGACCAAACACUGUUCGGUGUGCAACAAGUGCGUGGGUAAAUUCGAUCAUCACUGCAAGUGGCUGAAUCAUUGCAUCGGCUCCCGGAACUAUGUCGCCUUUCUAAUGUGCGUCGUCAGUGCUGUGGUGGCCACGCUGGUCAUUGUGGCUGCCGUUGUGGGGCAGAUCGUGCUCUACUACGUGCAGCCGGAUUGGCUGAGCUUCUAUUGGUGCAGCAAUCAAAUGGAAUUGCCCCUGGAGUCAACUGAUUAUAUCAAUUUAACGCUGAGCUUGAGCAACGGCACCAUGAUGCUGAUGGAACAGGAUCAACAGAUGGAACAGGAUCAGUCGCAGGAGCAGGAUCUCAAUAAUCUCACAAUCUCCACCAUGCCCACGCUGCUGCAAAACUUUACGGCUCUGCUGGAUCAGAGCACGUUGCAGCCGGAGCAGAAGCCACAGCUUCUGAAUCAUACAGUAACACCUCUGGUCGCCGGCAUCGGUGUCCAUGAGACGAUGUACUUGCUGCUGCUGGGCGUGCUCGGACUGCUGGCAGCAAUCAGUGCUGGUCUCCUCCUGCAUCUCUGCUUUUUUCACAUUUACAUCUCGUUUCUGGGCCUGACGACGUACGAGUACAUCCGGAAUCAUCGGCAGGCGCAGGAGGCAAAGGCUAAGCAGUUGCUCGAGCAGGGCAAGAACGGUGUCCAUUUCAAUCCCAAUCUACCCACACUGCACCAUCAUCAGCAGCAACAACACCAGCAUCCGUCCAAGCUCUAUUGCUGCUCCAAUGUGCCGCAUCCGAAUCAGCAGCACGAGCAGAUAACUCCUGGCGCUGCGUUGCAUUGCUGUGCCAGCUCGCGGGAGUUCCAUCAGGCCAGCCAAUCCAUCUAUUUGUGCUCCUUGCUGCAGGAGCGUCGCAGCGAUCGACUGCAAUUGGAUCUGGACACCGAGGCAGCUCCGCUACGUUCCUUUCACUGCUGUUCCAGCUAUGCGGCUGCCUCGAUGCAGCGCAGGGUGAGCGCCGCAGCGAGUGCCAAGGCGGCGCUGGAGCCACGCCAGCGUCCACUGAGAUCGAGUGCAGGAGCAGCUGCAUCGUAUCUGCAAUACACAGAGCAGUGCACCCUCUGCACCUUUCAGCUGCGCAGUCCGCUGCGCGGCGGCCAGAGCAACAGCAACAGAAAUAGCGCCGGGCGCAGCAGCAGCAGCACUCGCACCUUGGCUAGCCAAACGGCCACGCCCACAUCGACGGCGUCGGCAGCAGGGAAUAUAUCGAAGCAUCAGCGCUGGCGACGAAAAUGGAACUGCUGUGCCAGCGUGCCAGACAGUCCGGAUGUGCCCAAUGAUUUGCUGGCCGCACUCUCGGCCAGCAAAAUGAAUGCCAGCGAGCUGCCGGUGCAGUUCAUCAGAAGUCUGAAUGGUGGCCUGGAGAUGCCACAGGGCCCGGGCGGGGGAAUGCUGCCAACUGCCACACCCACUGAACUGCCCACACUGAAGACGACGCGCAGCUCCAGGUUGCGCCACAUGCUGCGUCUGCUCGGACGCUAUCGACGCGCACGCUGCCAGCGUGGCCAUGGCCACGGCGUGGGCGUGGCCGAGCAGCAGGUGGCCACCAUUAAGCAGAAUCAAAUACGUCCACUGCAACUGCAGCCGGAUCGAGGCUAUGACAGUGGCACGAGCAUGACGCAAGCGACGCCACCGCCGCCCAUGAGCUCGCCCAGCCACAGCGCCAGCAGCAGCAGCGAUCUGAGCAGCAUCAGCAACGGCACUGGCAACAAGGAGGUGAUGCUGCUGCCCACCAGCGUCAUCCGGGACGAUAGUGUCACCACUAGCUACACACUGACCCUGCCGCCUGCUUUGCCGCCGCCCACGCGUCGCAAGAUGCCCAAUCCCAGCGAGUUGGCUGAGCUGGCCGAGACCCUGGGCUUCGUCUCGAGCGGAACUCAUGGAGCUGCCGGCUCCAACAGUCGCCAGCUGCCGAGUCUGGGCAAUGUGUACAGGCGACAGCGUAGAAAACAUUUCCUGCGCACUCGAUCGCCCACUUUGUCGCCCAUACACGAAUCCGGGCUAUCCAAUCCAACAUCGCCGCAACCGUUGCGCCAUAGCUUGGCCAACUCCAACUCCAACUCCAGCUCCAAUGCCAAUGCCAAGUGCUCUCCGGAUGUGACACGCUCCUCCGCGACACUCGUCCAGAAUCUGUGUGGUCUAGCCGGCGAAGCUCUAAGGAAAUCUGCAUCCAAUAGCUCGUUGCAGAGCAUCAGCUCCAACUCAAGCAGCACCUAAUACAAAAGGAAGACCGAGAGAGGCAGUCAAUAGAGAGAUAGAGAGGGAGAGAGAGUGAGAGAGUGAGAGUGAGCAGGAGAUUGUGGAAGAGUUCCUUGAAUUGGUUUCUGCCUAGUCCUUAGGUUAGUCAUAGACGCCGUUAUCCAUCCAAUUCCAAGAGAUAAAGUUAAAGCCCAAUUUUAGUUUUAAUUUAGUUAAACUUGUUUUAGGAUUUUGUUUCGAAUGGAGGAUUUAUAUGAAUAUUACCACAUGUAACUUGUAAACCCCAUUGAAAUGGAUGCGCUUGAUGAGAAAUUAAAUAUGCUGAAAUGAUAAUA
Messenger RNA from Drosophila mojavensis, 3911 nucleotides. RefSeq lists its product as uncharacterized. Gene Ontology annotation, biological process: protein targeting to membrane; peptidyl-L-cysteine S-palmitoylation. Gene Ontology annotation, cellular component: Golgi apparatus; endoplasmic reticulum. The coding region runs from base 667 to 3594 and encodes 975 amino acids. NCBI's taxonomy places the organism in Eukaryota, Metazoa, Arthropoda, Insecta, Diptera, Drosophilidae. The record is from RefSeq and is a predicted model, not a curated record. Gene Ontology annotation, molecular function: protein-cysteine S-palmitoyltransferase activity. The transcript has a single exon.